Messenger RNA from Rhipicephalus microplus (southern cattle tick), 2181 nucleotides. It is a transcript of the gene Spx, whose product is annotated as Spliceosomal protein on the X. NCBI's taxonomy places the organism in Eukaryota, Metazoa, Arthropoda, Arachnida, Ixodida, Ixodidae. The record is from RefSeq and is a predicted model, not a curated record. Gene Ontology annotation, biological process: positive regulation of mRNA splicing, via spliceosome. Gene Ontology annotation, molecular function: RNA binding. Gene Ontology annotation, cellular component: U2 snRNP; precatalytic spliceosome; nucleolus.
AGCACGUUUUAUUGCAACAUGGCCGCUGGCCCCAUCGCCGAGCGAAAUCAAGAUGCCACCAUUUAUGUGGGAGGCCUGGAUGAGAAGGUGUCGGACACCAUCCUGUGGGAGCUGUUUGUCCAGGCAGGGCCAGUAGUAAAUGUGCACAUGCCCAAAGACCGGGUGACUGGCCACCACCAGGGUUAUGGCUUCGUGGAGUUUCUUGGAGAGGAGGACGCUGAUUAUGCCAUCAAGAUCAUGAACAUGAUCAAGCUGUACGGAAAGCCCAUCCGUGUCAACAAGGCGUCAGCACACCAGAAGAACCUGGACGUUGGUGCGAACAUCUUCAUUGGCAACCUGGACCCAGAAGUGGACGAAAAGCUCCUCUACGACACCUUUUCAGCAUUUGGUGUCAUUCUUCAGACACCCAAGAUAAUGCGGGAUCCAGACACGGGCAACUCCAAGGGGUAUGCUUUCAUCAACUUUGCCAGCUUCGAGGCGUCGGAUGCAGCCAUUGAGGCCAUGAAUGGUCAGUACCUCUGCAAUCGGGCCAUCACCAUCUCCUAUGCCUUCAAGAAGGACUCCAAGGGCGAGCGGCACGGAUCAGCAGCAGAGCGUCUACUAGCUGCACAGAACCCUCUGGCUCACUCGGACCGACCCCAUCAGCUGUUUGCCGAUGCGCCCCCCGUGGGUGGGCUUCCCCCGCCACCAUCCGUGGUUGGCCUUGCCCCGCCUCCCCCUGUGUCUCUGGGAGCCAUGCCACCUCCACCUGGGGGUUUGCCAAUGCCACCAUUGCCCACUCUUCCGCCACCACCGCCCAUGCCUGGCGGCAUGCCUCCGAUGCCGCCACCUUUCCGACCAAUGCCACCGUUCCCACCCGGCGGAAUGGCCCCACCACCACCACCUUCCAUGGGCAUGCCUCCGCCUCCACCGCCGAUGCACCAGCCGCCAUUUGGCAUGAUGCCUCCUCCGCCAGGGGCACCUCCACCACCAGACAGGAUGCCGCCCCCACCACCUUCGCAGAUGGGUCCCCCUGGGAUGCCCCCGCCAUUCCCUCCUCCGCCUGGCAUGCGGCCACCACCUCCACCGCCACCACAGUUUGGUCAAAGACCACCGCCGCCACCACCGCCAGGAUUUGGCAUGCCUCCUCCCCCUGGUGCACGGCCGCCGUGGCCCCCAGGUCCCCCAGGUGCACCGCCACCACCUCCACCACCGCCACCAACCAGUCACAGCGGACCGAUGCCACCACCCCCGCCACCGAUGCCCUCGGGUCCACCACCACCGCCGCCACCACCCACCAGCUCCUGAGGCUGUGUGGUACAGAAUGGGGUUGCUUUGCUUUUGUGCAUAUAAUAAAUGGUUCGGGGCACUGGUGUUCACUUGGCCAAUCUGCCUUAAGGGGCCCUGCAGCACUUUUUGCUAGUAGUCAUGGAAUGAAUUGACAAAAGAAACUUAUUGCCUCACGGAUUGACUGCUGCAAAAAUCUUAGAAUCCCUCCAGUACAAGCAAUUGCAGCAAAAAUGCUGCAAUUGCAUCCUCUCUUUUCUCAUCCUGACGAAAGCUCUGGAAAGUAAGCAGAAAGGGAUCGCACGAGGAAACAAGGUACGACAUCAUCAUGCUUCGUGACCUUGAGCACUUUUUUCUUUCUCUCCCUCUUUUUUUUCAAACGCAUGACUGCUCAGUGUGAUUGCACGUACAGACAUGUCACAGUGGCUGGAGUAACUCCCGAGUGCUCAUAGGCCCAAGUAUCGGCCAUUUGCAUGAUACUUGGACCUAUAGCACAAUGAUUUUGGCGUAUUUACAUCAAUUGUCGGAAGAAGAGAAAGCAGUUUUUAAAUGACUUUGAGAAUUUAUUGUACUAUAAUAUUUUGCUCUAUAAUAUUUGACUCGCGUGACCACUGAUUGGCAGCGUUUUCUGACAACACAAAAAAAAAGUGUUGCGGGGCCCCCUUAAAAUGCAGUUUCGUGGCAGCAGUUUGCCGUGAAACCACACCAGAGCCAGUCAUCUCAACCAUCUUCUGUUGUUCACCACCAGCGAAACCUACUAUGAUAAAGCUCUUUAUCUUCAAAGGUGCCCAAGACAAAGAACAAAACAAAAAAAAUGCCCCCACCUUUCUGAAGAGAAUCAUGAGGAAAUGCAAAUGCAUUGUGUAGCGCCCAUAAUGUUGUUUUGCAUGUGAGAAUACAGCGUUAAAAAAAUAA